Messenger RNA from Strigops habroptila (Kakapo), 2206 nucleotides. RefSeq names its product pyruvate dehydrogenase phosphatase regulatory subunit, mitochondrial-like. NCBI's taxonomy places the organism in Eukaryota, Metazoa, Chordata, Aves, Psittaciformes, Psittacidae. Gene Ontology annotation, cellular component: cytoplasm; mitochondrial matrix; mitochondrion. The record is from RefSeq and is a predicted model, not a curated record. Gene Ontology annotation, molecular function: oxidoreductase activity; protein binding.
GAGUGGUCCUGAGCUAAUGUCUGAACACAUCUAGGUGGUGCUUCAAGAAAACUGGCAAACAGCUGCCAGGAUGUUUCUCCGGUUGCUAUCAGAUAUCCAUUGGCAGGCAGCUAACCCAAAAUGGAGAAGAAUGACCUGCUCCCAGCGUAGCAUCUCAAGUAUAGCAGAACCUCACCCAGUUGCCUUGCCGGCACAGGUGCAGGUUGUCAUCUGUGGCGAUGGAAUCAUGGGCACCUCCUUGGCAUAUCACCUUUCCAAGAUGGGUUGGACGAAUAUAGCCUUACUUGAGCAGGGCAGGUUGGCUGCUGAUACCACUCGCUUCUGUGCUGGCAUCGUGAGCACAGCCAGGCAUGCAUCCAUCGAGCUGAAGACGGCAGACUAUUCAAACAAGCUCUACAAGCAGCUGGAAGAAGAGACUGGAGUAAAAACAGGGUACAUGAAGACAGGCUCCAUUUCACUCGCUCAGACUCAGGAUCGACUAAUCUCUCUGAAACACGUCGCUUCAUCACUCAAUACUGUAAUCGCGAUACCUUGUGAAAUUAUCACCCCAAAGAAAGUGGCACAACUCCACCCACUGGUCAACAUCCAUGACCGUGGGGCUAUGUAUGUGCCAGAAGAUGCACUUGUGUCAUCUGCCAAUGUGAGUCUGGCUCUGCCAACUGCUGUCUCACGGAAUGGUGUCCAGAUCCAUGAACAGACGAGCGUCAGUCAUGUCUCAGUCCAGAAGGGUUGUGUGGCUGCCAUUGAGACCGACAGAGGACAGAUCAAAUGCCAGUACUUUGUCAACUGUGCUGGUCAGUGGGCUUAUGAGUUGGGCCAUGCUGGGGAGGAAGCAGUCAGUAUCCCACUCCAUGCCUGCGAACACUUCUACCUCCCGACACAUCCUUUGAAUGAGCCUCUGGCAAGCACUUUACCAAUGGUUGUAGACCCAGAUGGCAGGAUCUACAUAUGCAACUGGCAAGGUGGCAUCCUCUCAGGAGGCUUUGAGAAAAACCCCAAACCUCUUUUCACAGAGGGACAGAAUCAGCUGGAGAUUCGGAACCUCCAAGAAGACUGGGAUCAUUUUGAGCCACUUCUAGGUGCCCUUCUGCACAGGCUGCCAGAUUUGGAGGCUCUGCAGAUCAUGCAGCUUGUGAAUUGCCCUGAGUCCUUCACACCAGAUAUGCGGUGUAUCAUGGGAGAGUCACCCACCGUGCAGGGCUACUUCAUUCUGGCUGGCAUGAACUCAGCUGGUAUCUCAUAUGGUGGGGGAGCAGGCAAACCUUGUGGCUGUCCAUUCAUUGUUUCUUGGUUUCAAUUUGUCUGUUACAGCUUCUUCAUGAUUUCCCCUACUGACCAACAAGUCCAUUGCUGGGCCUGGCUGAAGAACCGCUUGACUGAUAACAGCAACCUGACCAUGGAAGACGUGACCUGGAAGUGCAUGGCUCUCAAUCUGAUUGGCCCCUGUGCUGUGGAUGUCUUGUCAGAGUUGUCAUAUGCCCCAGUAACUCCAGAACACUUUCCCUCUCUCUUUUGCAAGGAGAUGAGCGUGGGCUAUGCUAAUGGCAUCUAUGUGAUGAGUAUCACUCACACAGGAGAACCUGGAUUCAUUCUUUAUAUCCCCAUAGAGUAUGCCCUUCAUGUGUACAACGAGGUGAUGAAUGUGGGACAGAAGUAUGGGAUUCGCAAUGCCAGUUAUUAUGUGCUCCACAGCCCGCGCAUUGAAAAGUUCUUUGUGUUCUGGGGCCAGGAUCUGGAUGCUUUUACCACUCCUAUGGAGUGUGGACACGAGUUCCAGGUCAAGCUGGACAAGGGAAUGCAGUUUGUUGGCCAGGAAGCACUGCUGGAACAGAAGCAGAACAGUGUAUACAAGCACUUUACCAUGUUCAUUCUUGAGGACCAUGACACAGACACAGACCUCUGGCCCUGGUGGGGGGAGCCCAUUUUCCACAACGUCUGCUACGUGGGCAAGGCCACCAGCAGUGCCUACAGCUACGCUCUGGAGCACCACAUCUGCCUUGGCUUCGUGCACCACUUUGAUGAGAAGACAGGAGAGGAGCUGGUGGUGACAACUGACUUCAUCAACCAGGGCGAGUAUGAGAUUGACAUCGCUGGGCAGCGCUUCCAGGCCAAAGCCAAGCUUUACCCCUUCAGCUCCUUCUCUAUGCACCAUUGCUGCAAGGAUGAGAUGGAACUGAGUGGCUACCAGGGGAGUAGUGCUGACUAG